Molecule: messenger RNA, 625 nt
Organism: Aethina tumida (small hive beetle)
Lineage: Eukaryota; Metazoa; Arthropoda; Insecta; Coleoptera; Nitidulidae
Product: transmembrane protein 17-like
Exons: 4
Coding region: 54-605 (183 amino acids)
Biological process (GO): non-motile cilium assembly
Cellular component (GO): ciliary transition zone
Source: RefSeq, a predicted model, not a curated record
ACGCCUCUUGUUUAUUUGUGUUCUGUGUUUAGAAAGUGCAGUUAGCUGAAAACAUGGAUUGGAAAGGCACAGUUACUGCCGUUUCCGAAAAUGUUUUCCCCGGUAUUUCUAAGAAAAUCGACGAAGAAUUAUAUGGGUACGAAGUAAUGUCGAAUUUGCCUUUGCAAAUGUCCCUUUACUUCAACGUGAUAUUUGCACCUUUGUGGUGUAUUCUGAUAAUACUUUUUCUUAACGAAAAUUUUCAAUUAUACACGGAAUUAUAUAAAUUCAUAAUAAUAACAAUCAUCGUAACAAUUUUCGCAAUAGAAGUACUAAGACUGUAUUUGGGAUACGAAGGGAACCUAAAGGAUAAAGUUCCUGAACUGGCAGGUUUUUGGAUGUUGUCGGUUUUAUUGCAGUUUCCACUGCAAAUGUUUCUACUACUUAAUCCGUUUUUCGGAUUGAACGUUGUAGAAGUGGUGGCGCAAGGUUUGAUGUGUUUGCUGCUGUGCUUGCAGCUGAUUUUUGGCUAUCUGGCUCUGAAAUAUACGGCAUUGCAACAGGCUGCUUAUUUCAGGAUUAUGAAGUGUAAAAAUUUGGACACUUUUAAGUACAAAGUUAGUUAAUAAAAUGUGCUGGAUUUGUG